AAUAGGGAAAUAAAUAUAAAUAAAUAAAGUCUGGCACCCUUGGUCUGUGCGUUUAUACCCUUUAAAUGAUUUCCAAUACACCUUUAUUUGUAUUUUAUUUUUUUUCAACAGUUAUUUCCUUCCCGAAGGUGUUUCGGUAUGUUCGUCACGCGGAAGUGUGAUGAGGAAAAAAUGAAAACCGGAUUGUUGUGUCAAUAACAGCUGGUGUCGUUCAACAUGGCACCGAAAGAUCCUCUUCUCGCUUCUCUGAAAGUGUGUGUCCUGAAUCUGCAGUCCCAGGGGGACGUGGUGACAGACAACAACCCUCACCUGUCCUGCUGCUGCGAGCUGCUGGAGCUGGUCUUCAGGAAGGGCCUGCAACAGUCGGUGCUGAGUCUGGUGCAGAGAGAUUACUGGCAUUGCUUCGAGCAGCUGCUCCAUCAAGAUGCCUGCGGCAGGCUGUCUGCUCUGUCCCUGGCCGUGGAGCAGAGCCGGGCCUGCAGGAGGCUGCUCUCGGCCCAGGGCCGGGGCCGCUACCUGCUCAGGCUGGCCCUGGGCCGCAGGACCCUGGCACAGCUGUCCACCCACCUGCUGCACACACCCAGAGUCCUGGAGUGGUACAGCCCGGUGUCAUCCAUCCUCAGGAACGAGGAAUAUGCAGAGCCGUUCAUGUCUCUGCUGCUGGUCCUCUCUCACAUGGAGUUUAAACUGGACAUGGAGAACUGCAGUUUUUUGGAUGAGAGCUGGCUCCUCCCAGUGUGCGAGCUGUACGAAGUAGUCCCUUGUCGGGAAGUUGGCAUAAUUCUGAGGUAUCUCAGUGGGCGAGUCUUCGUCCUCAGCUUGGUGCCUGGCGGUCAAGCCCACGUGGACAAGUUCAUUUCCCCUGGUGACAUCAUCGAUGACAUCAACGGGACCUCGUUGAGGAAUUCCAAAAACAGACAGGCAGGUGUGGUUCUGUCACGACUGAAGGGCUGCCCCUUAUCCAUCCGUGUCCUGAGAUGGAGGGCCGGGGAUGGAACGGUGUAUCGGCCCCUCGUCAAGCUCCUGCGGGCCCUGAGGACGGAGAACCCCGACGUGCAGCUCGGUCCCACUCCGUCCAAUCACUCAGCCGCCAAUGACCAAAAGCACCCGACGUCACAGUGUCUUAAAGAGGGAAGAAUCGUUUACAUUGUGGAGUUCCUGGGAAAGGCCAACAUAGGAAUGUUUGGAGGCAAAGAAGUGCUGCAGCAUGCAAUUCCUCAAGUGUUGAAUAAAAACCUUCCUAUGAAGGAAGUACUUUUAGAUAUGAAGGAAACACAUCUGACGUGCGCAGACAGGAACAGUACAAUGAAGCUGUUCGAGCAUCAUUAUCCAGAAAUUUCAUGCGUGGGGAGAUAUGCCCAGCCAGACUACACGCUUUUUGCCUUCUGUGUGGCAGAGUCUCCAGAAACUCCACAGUCAACCGGGUUUUGCUGUGUGGUGCUCAGAGCUGCCAACAUCAAGGAGUGUGAAGAUAUCAUCUGUCGUAUUGCUACUGGUUUCAAACAUACCGAAUGGUUUGUAUAAAUUAUAAGCUCAAUGUCCUGUAAAUAAAGGCCUGCCACAAUACUC
Messenger RNA from Cololabis saira (Pacific saury), 1569 nucleotides. RefSeq lists its product as uncharacterized. The record is from RefSeq and is a predicted model, not a curated record. The transcript is spliced from 16 exons. Gene Ontology annotation, molecular function: protein binding. NCBI's taxonomy places the organism in Eukaryota, Metazoa, Chordata, Actinopteri, Beloniformes, Belonidae. The coding region runs from base 217 to 1524 and encodes 435 amino acids.